GGAGGAUGGUGGAGGUCUGCUCGGACCGGGGAUGAAGAGGGAGACGCGAACGACGAGGUAAAUGAAGCAGGCUCACCUUGCAGAGGCAUAAGUUCUGAGGAGGACCUAUCUUUGAUAUUACCAUUAUCCAUACUACAGUCCCUCUGACAGCUGACAGAGUGGAAAAACACAGGAAUGUGAAUUCUUGAAGGACAAAAGCACAAGUUUUCUUAUUUCAACCAUAUUUUUUUUAGGAUUUUGUUGCAUCACGCGGGGUGAUAAUGGACCUGCCCCAAGCGCCGCAGAUUGUAGUGAGCAGGACAGAUGGCCAGGAGGAAACGGACUGCGCAGGAGGCGUAGAUUUUCCCACGGAUGAUCAUCUAAUGACUUUGAAGGCCUUGACAGAGAAACUGAGACUGGAGACCAGGAGGCCUUCGUACCUGGAGUGGAAAGCCCGGCUGGAAGCCGAGCGCUUCAGCAAGGCAGGAAGUGGACAGGAGCCCGGCCAGGUGGCGCCCGACGGCAAACAAGACGCUGCCAAAGAGAGUGAAGUGAACUCAGACGUGAAUCGGUGCAGCCUGCCGUCAGGUGCGUCGAAGAAGUUCAGCAGCAUCGACGAAGCUCUCGUCUGGCUCCGAAGGGAACUGACAGACAUGCGACUGCAGGACCAGCAGCUUGCGCGGCAGCUCAUGCGGCUGCGCAGCGACAUCAACAAGCUGAAGAUCGAGCAGACGUGCCACCUGCACCGCCGCAUGCUCAACGACGCCACCUUCGGCCUGGAGGAGCGGGACGAGCUGUCGGACCUGCUGUGCGAGUGCCCCGUCACGCCCGGCCUCGGCCUCUCGGCGCCGCUGAGACUCAUCGGCGUCACCAAGAUGAACAUUAACUCGCGCCGUUUUUCUCUCUGCUGAUUGCUGUGCUUCACUUUCCGAUUUUAGAUAUUUAGGUUACUGUGACACAAAUGAGUAGUUGUGGGUUUUAGACUAAAGUAUUUUCAAGAAUUUCACUGUUCUCUAAUUAAAAUUAUAUAAUCAUUCUGCUACUGAGGAACCUAAAGUGGUUCUAUAUGUGUUCUUCAAAUCAGGCCAAGAUUGAGGAAAUGUAGAAUUAAAUGUAUGUAAAGGUAUGUAACUAUUCAAAAAUUGGUUUAAAUUAAAUCCUGUAUGUCUAUUUCAGUUUGACGCAGCAAGCAGUCAUGUUAAGUAUUGUUCAUUAUCUGUA
Salarias fasciatus (jewelled blenny) is the source of this 1200-nucleotide messenger RNA. Its product is annotated as protein FAM167A-like. Lineage: Eukaryota; Metazoa; Chordata; Actinopteri; Blenniiformes; Blenniidae. The transcript has 3 exons. The record is from RefSeq and is a predicted model, not a curated record. The coding region runs from base 261 to 890 and encodes 209 amino acids.